GAAAAAUAACGAAAAAGGAGCCAAUACCCAACAUCACCCAAUUCUCUCUUUGCCGCUCUUAACCACAUUACGGUACGUACUCAUAUUCUGCUCCAUUUUUCUGUUUUCUGCAACAAAAAUUGGAAACCCAAGUGAUGGAAAGGGGUGAAGGCUUGGUGAGUUUGGUAUUUUCUUGGUCUCUUGAGGAUAUACUCAACAAUGAUCUCUAUAGAGACAAGGUGAAGCAAAUUCCAAGGACGUUCUUGUCAAGACAUCACUAUCUGAACUCAUUUAUUUUUCCACUUAUUGAGGAGACACGAACAGAUUUAUGCUCAAGCAUGAAAAUGGUGUCAGAAGCUCCAAUGUGUGAAAUAAUUGACAUUGAUUUUUCUAAAGAUUACAAUCUUCCAAAUAAUUUGUUAUACCAAGUUCAAAUGAAAACAACAGUGAUUAUUGAUAAAAAAGGGGAUAUUUAUGAGCCUGAGGUUGGAGACCUCAUUGUUUUGACUGAUAUGAAGCCAACAUGCAUUGAUGACUUGAACAAGCCGGGAAAUUCCUAUUCUACUGCUUUAAUUAGAAAGGUAAAAAAAGAAAAAGAAAAUGAAGAUGUUUAUAAGGUUCAAAUACUAGCCUCAAAGCCCAUUAAGUUCAAAAUGCAGUUGCAAAAGGAUGAAACAUAUAUAUAUGGUUUUGCUGUCUGUCUUGUGAACUUAACAACAAAUUUGCGUGUAUGGAAUGCGUUAAACUCAGAUGCAGAAGGUCCAGGCAUGCAUCUCAUCAAGCAGCUGCUUCAACUUAAUACUUCUGUUGCGGAAAACUGCACUCAAUGUUUCUCUAGUGAAAGGUAUGCUAUUGACGUAUCAAAUCUUGGUGCUGUCAUUCGCUCAUUUGAUUUAAACAAAGCGCAAGAAGAGGGAGUUUUAAGUUGUAUAGCUGCGAGGGAAUGCUCCCACAAAAAUACUGUGAAAUUGAUUUGGGGCCCUCCAGGGACAGGGAAAACAAAAACUGUUGGCUCGUUACUAUUUGCCCUUUUCAAAAGGAAAUGCAGAACACUUACUUGUGCCCCAACUAAUGUGGCCAUACUGGAAGUGACAUCUCGGUUUCUACGGCUAGUGAUGGAGUCCCUUGAUUAUCAUACUUAUGGUCUUGGAGACAUAGUAUUAUUUGGCAAUAGAAAGCAGAUGAAUAUUGCCAAUCGUGAUGAUCUUGUUGAUAUAUUUCUCGAUUACCGUGUAAAUACUCUUGCCAAGUGCUUUGCACCCUUGUCUGGUUGGAAACAUCAUCUAGAACAGCUGAUAUCGUUACUUGAAAACCCUGAAAAACAGUAUCAUGAAUAUUUAAAGUGUGAGGGAAAGAAGGAUUAUGUGAUAGAUGAUGAUGAUUGCUUGAAAGAAGAGAAUGAACUACUCGCAAUUGCAAGUCAACAAACAGAUCAAGAGAAAAAGAAUAUCUAUUCCGAGGAUCCAAAAAUUUGUAAGCAAAAUGAGUGGACAAGAAUUAUUAAUAAAACUUUAAUAGAAAACAGGUUGCAUUUUAAAGAGGGAAGCAAAAGAAAAUAUGAUAAACAGGAGAAGAAGGAUAAUAUUUUUCACAAGAGCAAAAUAACAAUAUUGACAUUUCAUGAGUUUGUCAAGGAAAAAUUGAAUUUCAUCAGGGGGAAGAUGAGGAAAUUUGCCGUUGAUAUGUGUACUCAUUUGCCAACUUCUUUUAUUUCAUUAAGUGUAGUGAAAACUUUAUUUGAAUGUCUUGAUCAGCAUAAAGUCCUUGCAGUGGUGCUAUCAAACAAUUCCAUUACUGAUCAAGGAUUUAAACAUGCUCUUGCUACUUAUGUUGAUGAAAGUAGCAUUAGUUGCUGUACUUGGCAGGAUAAGUUGCAUAUGACCAGGAAAGAAUGCCUUAAAAUGUUGAAAUCACUUCAAAAAGUGUUGAUUCUUCCUGAUUUUUUUGAUGAAUAUUCAAUAAAAAACUUUUGUUUGAGAUGCUCUCGCAUGGUUUUUUGUACUGCUUCAAGCUCUGCAAGACUGCAUGCAGUAGGAUUUGAUAGACUAGAAAUGUUAGUUAUUGAUGAAGCUGCUCAACUCAAAGAAUGUGAAUCAAUUAUACCUUUACAACUUCCUGGUCUUCGUCAUAUUGUACUUAUUGGAGAUGAGAAGCAAUUGCCUGCCUUAGUCAAAAGUGAGAUUUCUGACAAGGCGGGGUUUGGGAGAAGUUUGUUUGAAAGGCUGGUUCUUUUGGGUCAUGAAAAACACCUUCUCAAUGUUCAAUAUAGAAUGCAUCCAUCCAUUAGCUUGUUUCCAAAUAUGGAGUUCUAUGACAAACAGAUUUUGGAUUCUCCUAGUGUCAAAGGAAAAAGCUAUGAGAAGCUUGUUUUACAAGGAGAUAUGUUUAAGUUCUACUCUUUCAUAAAUGUUGCUUAUGGACAAGAUGAAUUUGGUGAAGGGAAUAGCAGAAAAAAUAUGGUGGAAGUUGGUGUGGUAUCUGAGAUUGUUCAUGACCUUUAUAAAGAAUCAACUUCUAGAAAACAGACUGUUACUGUUGGUGUUAUUUCACCAUAUAAAGCUCAAGUUGUUGCCAUACAAGAUGCUCUUGGAAAAAGGAUUGGUGGUCAUGUGCAUAAAGACUUUUCCGUGAAAGUUUCUACUGUUGAUGGUUUCCAAGGUGGUGAAGAGGAUGUGAUAAUAAUAUCUACUGUCAGAUAUAAUAGCAUGGGAUUUGUGGGAUUUAUUUCUAAUUUUCAGAGAACUAAUGUUGCUUUAACAAGAGCAAGGUAUUGCCUUUGGAUAGUAGGUAAUGGUGUAACUUUGAUUAAUAGUGGCUCUGUUUGGGAGAGACUAGUCCUUGAUGCUAUGGCUCGAGGGUGUUAUCACAAUGCUGAUGAGGAUGAGAGAUUGUCUUCUGCUAUUGCAACUGCCAUGAUUGAGCUUGGUCAAGUUGACGAUCUACUGAAUUUGAAUUCUCUGCUCUUUAGGAAAGCAAGGUGGAAGUUGUAGAAAGCUGGAAAUAAACAUUUCACCAUCAACAUGUAAUACAUGAAAAGGAACAAGGCAGCUCAUGUGUUUACCAAGCCCAGGGUUGUGACUGCCCAGACCUACCAGUUUACUCAGUCCAAUUACCUGAAUCCCAAUAAUUUUUCUCGCAUUGCAAAUGCGUAACAGAUCAAUAUGUAUUUAGCAUAUGCAGAAAAUUGUUCUAAAAUUAAAAUUCUCUCAUCAAAGGAGAAGGCAUUUAGAUUGAUGAAUUUUAGCUGCUCUCUAACCCAUAUGACAGAUGCAGCAGAUGAAGGUCUUCCGAAGAAUCUUAAAAGCUUUACCAUUUUCAUGUAUUCUCAAUCUUUUCAGUGACCAUCUAUCUUUAUUAUAGGUUUUCUUCAAUCAGAGUUUUCUGAUCUCUAUGACAAGAAUUAAGAGCACUGAGAUUUGCAAGAAAAUAUGUUCUCUGCUGAUGCAACUUUCAAGUGGUUGGCGUCAACCCCACCAGGAGAUAAAUAUUGGAGUUGUGGAUGAUACUUCUUCCCAAGUGUUGGAGGUGUAUAAGGUUAAUGAGUUGCUUUACCUUGUAUGGACUGUAGAUGUUCUUAAGGAGAACUCAAAUUAUAUUCAAGUUUUGAAGAUUUGGGAUGUCUUGCCAUUAUCUGAGGUAUCAACGAUGGCAAGGGAUAUUGACAUCUCAUACAAGAAUUAUUCUGUUGAUAUUCUUAGAUGCUGCAAAAUCAGAUGUUCUGAUGGGAAAUUUGACUUUCCAGUGACAUGGUCAGCUAGUUCGAGUUAUCCAACCAAUUAUAAUCUUACACAAACUGAUCCUCUGCAGUCUCUAUGUAACCAAUUUGCUUUGCUCAGACUGAGGGAUGUUUAAAUUAAAAUCAAUAGUAUAUUACUCAUCUUCCUUGAAUUUUGUUUCUAUUACUCUAAGCUAGGUUUUUCAAUGCAUAUUUACAAUUUAAGGGAGGUUUGUGUAGGGUUUUACAAUAGAGAAGAGGUUAGUGUAAUGCAAGUAAAUAUAACCGAGGUCAGAGUAAUUUACUCUCAAAUUCGGUCAGUCCGAAGUCAUGGGUAAGUUUUUCUUUCUGCCUGUUUAGGACUUCGAAGUCAUGGCCAUGAUAUAUUUUAGAUUUUAUUUUGUAGUUAUUGCUAUUCUAAAUUCAAAAACAAGCCUUUCCUUUUGUUAGUGCGAAUGCGAUAUUGACCUUGGUUUCUCUCUUUAGAUGUUCAUCAUCUUUAUAUUUAUCAAGAAAAAAGCAUUAUGGCCGGUUUUACAUUUGGAACUAAGAAUAAUUU
Abrus precatorius (Indian licorice) is the source of this 4253-nucleotide messenger RNA. RefSeq lists its product as uncharacterized. NCBI's taxonomy places the organism in Eukaryota, Viridiplantae, Streptophyta, Magnoliopsida, Fabales, Fabaceae. The coding region runs from base 135 to 2969 and encodes 944 amino acids. The transcript has 9 exons. The record is from RefSeq and is a predicted model, not a curated record. Gene Ontology annotation, molecular function: helicase activity.